Penicillium verhagenii is the source of this 1731-nucleotide messenger RNA. RefSeq names its product alpha-keto acid decarboxylase family protein. Lineage: Eukaryota; Fungi; Ascomycota; Eurotiomycetes; Eurotiales; Aspergillaceae. The record is from RefSeq and is a predicted model, not a curated record. Gene Ontology annotation, molecular function: thiamine pyrophosphate binding; magnesium ion binding; carboxy-lyase activity. The coding region runs from base 1 to 1731 and encodes 576 amino acids. The transcript has a single exon.
AUGACCUCCCCCGACACCGUCAAGCUCGCAGAUUACUUGCUCACCCGGUUAUCCCAGCUGGGUGUCCAGUCUAUCUUUGGUGUUCCAGGAGACUACAAUUUACGUUUGUUGGACUAUGUUGUUCCUGCUGGUCUGCACUGGGUGGGAAACUGCAACGAACUUAACGCCGCAUAUGCAGCAGAUGGAUAUGCUCGGAUCAAUGGUUUGUCUGCCUUGAUCACCACCUUUGGUGUUGGAGAGCUGUCUGCCUCUAAUGGUAUCGCUGGCGCAUAUGCCGAAAGGUCUCCCGUUGUCCACAUCGUUGGUACCCCACCCCGGCCACUCCAGGACAGUCGCGCAUUGAUGCAUCACACUUUCGCCGAUGGCGAGUACAAGCGAUUUGCUGCCAUGUCCAAACAUAUCACCAUCGCGCAAACUGAAUUGCAGGACGCAGCAACCGCACCAGACAGGAUUGAUUGGGUCUUGCAACAGGCUCUUAUUCAUAGUCGCCCCGUGUACCUUGAGUUCCCCGAUGACAUGCCCCACGUCCUUGUCUCGGCAGCAAAUCUCAAGACACCAAUCAAGGUCCCAGAUGUUCCAAGCCCUGCGUGUGAAUCCGAGGUUAUCUCUCGCAUUCUAGAACGGAUCUAUUCUGCCAAACAGCCCGUCAUCUUUGUCGAUGGCGAGAGCAAGGCACUGGGAAUCGUUGAACAACUCGAAACUCUUAUCACAUCCACCAACUUCCCUACCUGGACUACAGUCUGGGGCAAGGGCCUAGUCAACGAAUCACACCCCAGUGUAUACGGCCUGUACGCCGCGUCGUUCGGUGAUAAACCCGCACAGGAAUACUUCGAAUCAGCCGAUCUGAUUCUUACAUUCGGCCCUCACUACAGUGACACAAACAGCUACUUCGAGAUGACAAUCCCCAAGCCCGCAGCGGCUAUCACGUUCCGGGAUAGCACCAUUCAAAUCGGAUCAGAUAUCUACCGCGACAUCUCUUCUUUCAAAGUCCUCUCCGCCAUCUUGAGCAAACUUGACACCUCUCGCACAACCACCGCCCAAGGUCCACCCAAGCAAGUCACCACACUCGACGAUAUAAAAUCCACCGAUCUAGUUGCACAGAAGAACUUCUUCCGACUUGUUAACCCGCUCUUCCGCGAGGGCGACAUCAUCCUCACAGAAACCGGCACAGCAGCUUAUGGCGGCCGAUCAUUCAAGCUGCCUCCGAAAUCACGACUCUUCGGUGCUGUGACCUGGCUGUCAAUUGGUUUCAUGCUCCCCGCCACCCUGGGUACAGCAUUGGCAAAGCGCGAGCUGAACGCGGCGUCCGGUGCACGGAACCAAGCCAUUCUUAUUAUUGGUGACGGUAGUCUCCAGAUGACAGCGCAGGAGAUUAGCGUGAUGAUUAAGGAGAAGCUAGACAUCCUAAUCAUUAUCAUUAAUAAUGAAGGUUACACAAUUGAGCGUGUGAUCCACGGAAGGAAGCAGGCAUACAACGAUGUCCCCUUCUGGAGACACACCAAGGCUCUCCAGUACUUCGGAGCCGAUGAGGAGGCUGUAAAUGAAAACACAUUUGAGGCACGGACAGUGGGAGAGCUACAGGAGGUGUUGAAGAAUGAGAGGGUCAAGGAUGGCAAGGGAGUCAGGAUUGUGGAGGUCUUCAUGGAGAGAGAAGAUGUACAGGAGGGACCUUUGCUUUGGGUGCUGCAGAAGCAGCUUGCGGAGGAGGAGGCCGCAGCCAAGGCUGCUUAG